Thrips palmi is the source of this 5525-nucleotide messenger RNA. RefSeq lists its product as uncharacterized. The transcript is spliced from 13 exons. NCBI's taxonomy places the organism in Eukaryota, Metazoa, Arthropoda, Insecta, Thysanoptera, Thripidae. Gene Ontology annotation, molecular function: zinc ion binding. The record is from RefSeq and is a predicted model, not a curated record. Bases 112 to 5331 code for a protein of 1739 amino acids.
GUGGCCGAGCGGCGAAAGAGGCGCCAAGACUGAUGCGUCAUUGCUGAGAAGGUGUGAGUUCUGGAGCACGCAGGAGCACGUCCCAGGUCAAAGGUCAAGGCCGCCCUAAGGAUGAUGUCCCGUGGGGACAUGAUGAUGGCGGAGCCUCAGAGACAGCCCCUCGCGGCGAUCAUCUCACGCAUCAAGGAUUGCCCCUACAAAUACGUGCAAACGAUGGCCACGGACCGCAAGCUGCCGGCCAACCUCAAGAAAGAUGACAUGGCUAGACUGAUCGCUCUGUACGACACCGGCGCUGAAGCCGAGCUGAACCGCUUGCUGAGCAGCUUGAAGGAGACGCGGAGCAAGACCCGCAGGGUGAACGCCCAGGGCGGGGCGGGGCACAGCCCGGCCUACCCCGGCUACGUCACCACCACGGCGGAGGCGGACUCUGCCUCGGCCAGCCCUGGCCCCGAGGACGACGACGAGGAGAUGUUCCCCACCAUGGCGGUCGAGGACGACGGAGACGAGGACUACGACCCGAGCGGCAAGCUGAAGAAGCCCCGCGGCGGCAAGACCAUGGCGCCGUCCUCCGGCAAGGGGUGCCGUCGCUCCAGCUACGACAUGGCGACCAGCCCGCCCCAGGGGCACCAGGCCUCGCCCGCCCUGGGGACUUCGUCGGGCUUGGCCAUGGCCCCGGGGGCCGGCCUCCCCCAGCACGCCAUCGCCCCCAGGCCGGCGUCCGGACCGACGCCCGGGUGCAGCAGGAUGUUCUGGCCGGACGAGGCGCAGGGCCCCAUGCAGAUGAAGCACGCCCAGGCCGGGCUGGCGGUGGCCGCGGCGCGCAGGGCGGUCGGGCUCGGCCAGGGCCAGGGCCUUGGCCAGGGCCUUGGCGGCCAAGCCGGGAAGCCGCACCCCCACCAGGCCCGCAUGAGCAAGACGGGCAGGGUCAUCAAGCCCAGGCGGGACGGCAGCUACGUGUAUGCUAAGACGCCUCUUCAUCCGAGUUCAAUGACGUACCCCCCUGCUGGGUCUCCUUCCUCAGUCUACCGCCAAAGUCCAACAUUGGAAGCUGGGGGUUACGAUUCUCCUCAAGUUGCCAGCCAACCAGAGGGAUUCAGAGUCGCCACCGCUUAUGGUCAUGCUCACCCUGUACAAGAGCCUGUGCCUGACACUGCCUCCGCUUCUGUAGGGAAGUCCUGGCCUCCAGUGUCUGAACCACCCAUGCCAAGUCUACAACCGAUUAGCAACAAUUCUUUCAACAGAAAUGUUGCCCAAGAUGUAUUCAAGCCUUACAAUGGACAGCACAUGCAGCCCAAAGUUAAUGCACCUUCGGUCUUUUCAUAUCCUCAGGAGCAAGGCUAUGGAGAAACAUCUUUUGUGCCAUUGAGUCAACAGAUUAGUUCGGAAGAGGUGUCUUUCCAUCUUGCACCUCCAUCACCUUCGCAGGUGGUUCGUCCAAUUCCUUUACCAGCUGCUCCAUCAAAUGACUUUUCGUCUAGUCUAGAGUGGCUUGUUAAUGUAAAAUCAGAGAAUCUCCAAAUGCCCCUGCAGUUAAGCCCCUAUUGGAGACCAGCCAACACAAACUCAGUCAAUUCAUACAGAACUCCUAUAAGUUUUACGAGCAGCAGCAACGGGCGUUCUAGUUUAUUUCAAGAUCAUUCCCGCCCAUUGAUUCAGCCCUAUAUGCCACCACUAUCAAGUAACCCUCUUUAUCAACAUAUCACUACACCCAAUCUUGUUGCCGAUUCUCUGCAUCAAUCAAGACAGUAUAAACAAGAACUUCAAAUACCUCCAUCAGCGCAAUAUGAAAUGCUUCAAGUGGAACAGGCUUCUUUCUACAGUAUGUUGCAUCCAAACCAAGGACCACCACCCCUAUUUCAUAAAUCUACCAACCUGCCUGUAGAAAACUUAAGACCAGCAUUGGUAAGCCCCACAAACCAAUCAGCUAUAGACACACAUCAAGAUCAACAAACCUGGCAGCACCAACAUCACAUGGAACCUUGGAUGCAAGAAACUGAAGAGCAGAAAUAUAAUCAGCAGCUGGGUAUAAGAAAGCAGCACAAGCUGAUUCAGUUAGAAAAUCAACAGAAGCCACUUCAGCUUCAACAAAAUCAGAAGAACCAUCACCAACAGUACCCAUCCAUACACUCCUCAAGACAAACAAAUCUUCAAGGGCAGGAAAGGCAGUCAAGUUUUCAAGGACAUAUGUCUUCUCAGCUACUCCAUACAGUAGCUUCAGUCAAGACUAAUAGAACCCCAAGUAUUCCUUGCAAAUCUCAAUUAAUGCCCCUACAGUCUCAGAGGCAGAAAAGGUUCAUUCCAUCAUCCUCCUCUCUUCAUCCGUUGCCGUCAAACCAUUACCGCCACUCAGCCAAUCAGCAACAAACCUUGUACAAUCGCCAGCCUGGUCAUCACAUGCAACGCUUUAGCCACCAGACUGCAUCGGAAUACCAGCAAUCAGUGAAGGUAGAACAUGCUCUAGGUCCUGCCAGAAAAAAGCCCUGUUACCAGCCCAGUCAAACCACCCGGCAGCAAGUGCACACUGGAAAACAGAUACAAAACCAGACAUCUUUGCUAAACCAGGCAGUCUCUCACAGUCAUCAGAUUGACGUUCCAAAUGCACUCCCAUUACCAAAUCCCGAUUUCUGCCAAGACAAUGAAAUUUCUUAUCCCCUUAUAUACAACUACUUGACAUCAGUUGAGAAACAGUUUGUGCCUGGCAGCAACAAACCAGAUGGUUAUUCAGAGAGUUCAAGAAAUGAGGACAUCUUCAAUUUCUCAACAGAGAUGCCUGUGGGCCAGAAUAGUUUCGAAAGCACUUCUAAUGUCUCCUCUGCUUUCAUCGAAGAGGUAAUUCCUGGACUAACUCAACAUGUUCUUCAUUCUUCAGAACAAAAGGAUCUUUUAAAUUCUAAUUUGCCCUUGGCAACAUUACCAUGCUCAGUCUCUUUGCCUGUAAGCCUUGGUUGCAAGGUGAUUCCUCAUUCCACUAUGGAAGAUUUGCCCCAGGACACUUACAGCAAUGGCUCUCAGAAGGCCUCCUCAUUUGACAGCUCUCACCAGGUAGAUUUCCAUGUAAGUGGCCAUCCUUCAGAAAAAGUGGAACUUAAUGGAGCAAAUGACAAAACAUCAGUGAAAGAUUCAAACAAUGCCCCCUCAAGAGACUCUGAAUUUCCUGCAGUCAUUGUGGAAAAUGUCCAUUCCAUUGACCAUUUAGAAAGUCAUAAUUAUGCCCAACUCAUUCCAGUUCCUGUUGAAAAUAACAGUUUGGAUGAAGAUUCUGAAAGUAACAGAGACAUGCAACUCCGUCUCAUUAAAGCACUAGCAGACCCUUCUUCACCCUCCCAGAGCCGCAAUGUGACAAUCUCUGUUCCUGAUAAAAUUGACACGACUCUUGAGAAAGUUGUGAAAGAAAAUGACAAAACCCAGCAGGUUAUAUUUUUGUGUAGUGAUGGCACAGGGGAGCCGGAGUAUAUGACGCUUAGUGUUUGUCAAGAAGAUGCACUGAAUAACUCUUUGAGCAGUCUGCCCGGAACAGCUCCAUCAACUCCUUUAAAUUCAGACAUUUUGAAUUCAAGCAACAUAAAUGAGGAAGGUGAAGAAAAUAGUCCACCUGUGGGUGGUCCAUCAACAAACUCUAGUCAUCCGAGCCAGGUGAGUACUAUACCUGUGACUCAUAGUGAUCAGUCAACUGAGACUGCGUCGAGUAUAAGUGAUUACUUGAGUCAAAGUAGAUCAGCUCUCGACACGAGUACUAUUGCCCAAUUGAGUGAUGAGAAUACAUCUAGUGAAAUGAGCUCUGAGAGUGACAGUUUAGAUAGCUCUGGUUCUUCUGAAAGUGAAAACAGACAUGCCACAGAGCACCCUCAAGUAUUGCCAGAGGACACACUUCUAGUACGUGACUCUACUCUGCCUGCAGAAUAUAUUUUGCCUACCACAGAAAGUCUCAACUCUACUCUGCCUGCAGAAUAUAUUUUGCCUACCACAGAAAGUCUCAACUCUACUUUGCCUGCCGACUAUGUUUUGCCCCCUGCUGAAAAUUUUGCCUCUACUUUGCCUGUAAGUCAUGAGACAAUAAAUGAAUUCGGCCCUGCAUCUAGUGAACUCCAGUUAAAUCAGGAUACUGCAGACAAUGUUGUUCCGUCCUGUAGUAAAUCAGUGCUGGAGAACUGCAAGACAGAGCCUUCAAACUGUCAGGUACCUGUCAGGUCCCCUCAGCCUUUGUGUCUGGUGGUUUCUGAAGAUAAAGGACUGAGAGAGGUGCCGUCAAUACAUGAUAAAAUUAAUCAAGUGAAGAUGGAGACCAAUGUUGAUAGCAAAUCAACUGUCAAUGAUGAAAUAGAUAAUCAUAGUCAUAUUGACAAUGAAAGCAGUCAAGUGAAGAUAGAGACCAUUAUUGAAACCGAAUCAAUUGUGAAUGAUAAAAUAGAGAAUCUUGAUUCUCAGGAAUCUCAAAAGUUUCAUAUUGACAAUGAAAACAAAUCUAAUACUGGGAUUGAUUGUGAGGUGCCAGAAGUGGCAAUUGAACAUAGUGAGUCUGCUGCCAAAGUUUCAGAUGAACGCUCCUCAACAAAUUCUGAAGUUAAUGAACUGUCUACAGAAAUAAAGCUUGAAAAAACUGCAAGUAAAAUGUAUCCUGGCAAGCAAGUGCGACAACCUGUUCGCUGCUCCCCUCGCCAAUCUGUCCGAGCUGGGCCCAGUUAUACACAGAUGAGUGCAGUCUUCACUCAACAGAAAUCGCUUGAGCCACCUCCUCAACAAUCAGCCAAGGGUCGCAAGCCAUGUCCUAAUCUCAAACAUGGUUGUCCACUUGUACUGCCCCCUGCCCAGUUAACAAGCCACCACUCAGUAUGUGAAUAUUCCUACAUAACUUGUCCUGCUAUUGGAUGCACUUGGGAAUGUAUUGCCAAGAAAUUAAGUUCCCACAUUAGAGAAGCACAUCGUUCUGAAAUAGGGAUUGGACCUGACUCCGAACACACAGUAUUUUUCCAUGAAAUACGGCAGCAACAACGUCUUACAUUUUUGAGGGAAGUGUCAAGGAAAUUGUUUGUCAUUUGUAUCCAUGCUUGUGAUAAUAGCAUCUUUGCAACAAUGCAGUACAUUGCUUCUGGCCGGUCUGAGAAACCAAUUUUAGCAACAGGAACCCUAGAAGUUAUUGAUGAAGGUGGUUCUCCUCAUGCUUGGCGAGGAAAGAUUGGACCAAUCCAACAGAAACUUGAUGUAGUAAGAGACAGUGGAAACUGUCUGCAGAUUGCCCCCGAGAUUCUAGGUGUGAUUGAGAGUGCCACAGUAACAUUGCACACCAACAUUCGAGUGAACCUUUCCCAAAAUCCUAGUGAGACUUCUCUUUAAUUUUUAUUUUCUUUUUGCUGUUUUCCUCAGCAAGUGUUGUCUUAUGUUUUCUUUUUGUUUAUUUAUGAAUAAUGAAUACAAAUUUUGUUCUAUUUUUUGUUACAUCUAGUCUAAUUGUCAUACUCUAUCAAUAGUACUGUAAUCAAUAAUUUCAUAAUAAUAAAGUUACAGUUCUGUAACAAACAUCUAACUGA